Molecule: messenger RNA, 567 nt
Organism: Caenorhabditis remanei
Lineage: Eukaryota; Metazoa; Nematoda; Chromadorea; Rhabditida; Rhabditidae
Exons: 3
Coding region: 1-567 (188 amino acids)
Source: RefSeq, a predicted model, not a curated record
AUGGUCACCAAAUAUGCAUCUGUCAAGGCACCUUGCCUACUAGGCAUUAGAUAUAAAACUAUAUUUAUCAUUCUACAAAUCGUAAAUGCAAUCCGUUAUUAUAUCCGUCCAGAGGAGUUCGAUGCUAGAUCUUCUUGGAAACAUAUCACAGUGAUAUGUGUUGCUUUUCCAAGUGCGUGCGCUUUCUUACAUGGAUCAAUUGGAAAUGAGAAGAAUUGGGAAUGGGCACAGCACUUUCUGGUGGGCGCAGGAGGUGUCUACAUGCUCAAUAUAAUUAUCAGCAAUGUAUCAUUUAUAUUUACCCCAGAAAAUGACCCGAUUCGGUUGGAGUAUCUACGAGAUCAAGGAAUCUAUUGGCUCGAAACACACAUAACCAUCGCAAUGUGGUUUAUCGCAAGAGCCGAGAUUCGAUAUUAUAGUUCAAUUGAGUAUUUGAAUAAAAUGAAUGAAGAAUAUGUAUCACUUCACCCGAAGAAAGUGAACAAGCGACAACGAAAAGCGGAGGAAAACUCGGACAAGGAAAAGCCAAAAAAACAAAGUUGGUUCGAGAGAAUUUUCGGAAUCUAA